AUGUCAUUUAACAGAGAAGAAGAUGAGGUGCUCAAUUUCACUUCUUCAGAAGAUGUGGCCGUUUAUCCUUCAUUUGAGUCGAUGGAUCUCAAGCCAAGCUUAUUGAAAGGUAUCUACGCAUAUGGGUUUGAAGCUCCGAGUGCAAUUCAAAGUCGAGCCAUAUCACAAAUUAUCAGUGGAAGGGAUACUAUUGCACAGGCACAAUCAGGAACAGGUAAAACUGCAACUUUUUCAAUCUCUAUGUUAGAGGUGAUCGAUACAAAAGCGAGAGAUGUUCAAGGUGAGUAUAAUGCCUUAGCUCGUGUCUGGAUUUUUUUGAUUAGCAGCCAAUAUUUUUUUUUUCGAGUGUACAAGAUGAUUUUAUGUAUUUUCUUGAGAUUAAAACAGGCUUCAUAUGAAGGCACCUUCACAGAGAUGACGAGAUUCUAA
Sugiyamaella lignohabitans is the source of this 429-nucleotide messenger RNA. RefSeq names its product ATP-dependent RNA helicase FAL1 (gene FAL1). NCBI's taxonomy places the organism in Eukaryota, Fungi, Ascomycota, Dipodascomycetes, Dipodascales, Trichomonascaceae. The transcript has a single exon. The record is from RefSeq and is a predicted model, not a curated record. Bases 1 to 429 code for a protein of 142 amino acids. Gene Ontology annotation, biological process: cytoplasmic translational initiation. Gene Ontology annotation, molecular function: ATP binding; translation initiation factor activity; RNA helicase activity. Gene Ontology annotation, cellular component: cytoplasmic stress granule.